GGGGCCGGACCCGGCGGCCGGGCAGGAACCGCGCCGCCCGGCCGAGGUCGGGGGCCGGACCCGGCGGCUGGGCAGGAACCGAGCAGCAAUGGGCUUUCUGUUGAUGUACGACAUCGCCUACCAGGAUUCCUUCAACGCCGUGCAGGACUGAUGGCCUCCCCCAACAACACCCGGCAGGCCCAGAAAGAUGCCGCCGACCAGAACUUCGACUACGUGUUCAAGCUGCUGAUCACUGGGAACAGCAGCGUGGGGAAGACGUCCUUCCUGUUCCGCUACACCAACGACUCCUUCACCUCGGCCUUCGUCAGCACCGUGGGCAUCGCCUUCAAGGUCAAGGCGGUCUACAGGAACGAGAAGAGAUUCAAGCUGCAGAUCUGGGGUUUGAAUUCUUCGAAGCCAGCGCCAAGGUCAACAUCAACGUAGAGCAGGUCUUUGAGCGCCUGGUGGCAGGAACCGCGCCGCCGGGCAGGAACCGUACCCAGCCGAGGUCGGGGGCCGGACCCGGCGGCUGGGCAGGAACCGCGCCGCCGGGCAGGAACCGCGCCGUCCGGCCGAGGUCGGGGGCCGGACCCGGCAGCCGGGCAGGAACCGCGCUGCCCGGCCGAGGUCGCAGUUGGACCCUGGGGGCAGGAGGCGUGCCGCCCGACCCUGAGUCUCGCCACGACCUCGCCGAGCGGCGCGCCGCCUGAGACUUCCUCCUGCUGGCACCCCCACCCCCAGGCUCCAGCUCACCUGGGAGGCGGCAGGUUUGUAUAAUUUUUGCUGGGGCCCAGAAUGGGUGUAAUCUCCCUCUUUCCC
Messenger RNA from Mauremys mutica (yellowpond turtle), 798 nucleotides. RefSeq names its product ras-related protein Rab-3C-like. Lineage: Eukaryota; Metazoa; Chordata; Testudines; Geoemydidae. Gene Ontology annotation, biological process: protein secretion; protein localization to plasma membrane; regulation of exocytosis. Bases 151 to 423 code for a protein of 90 amino acids. The transcript has 3 exons. Gene Ontology annotation, cellular component: plasma membrane; synaptic vesicle; endosome. Gene Ontology annotation, molecular function: GTPase activity; GTP binding. The record is from RefSeq and is a predicted model, not a curated record.